Molecule: messenger RNA, 1802 nt
Organism: Colletotrichum destructivum
Lineage: Eukaryota; Fungi; Ascomycota; Sordariomycetes; Glomerellales; Glomerellaceae
Product: Putative S-adenosyl-L-methionine-dependent methyltransferase superfamily
Exons: 7
Coding region: 532-1404 (290 amino acids)
Source: RefSeq, a predicted model, not a curated record
UCACACAGUGCAAUCUAUUCACGUUCUGUGCUCUGAUUCCUUGGUACUGAUCACUGUUCAUCGGUCACUCCGAGCCUUCUUCAUUGGGAUCCAUCUCCAUGCUGCCCGAUCCACGCCAUUGUAAAUUUUUCGAUGUGGGAGUCCUCGCAAGGAAGCCGCGACUCCCAAUCUACGGUGGCAUUUCCAUCUUCAGCCUCCCUCUGUGCCGGCCAUCGCGAAGCCUGCAGAGCCUGCCUAAUUGGACCUCUCAUGACUUUGUUGAAAAUCUGCCCCGCUUCGACUGCUCUAACCGACUUGGCCACAGCAUGGUACAUGAUCACGUGGUUGGAAACACUUGCAGGUUGUUCGCGACGCGACGCGAACCCCGCACCGCUGGCAGGCGACAAAGAGACCGACCCGAUCGGAGGUGGUCAUGAGUGCUCCGGUUCAAUUUCUGAUGGUGAAUCUUAGGACUUGCUUGAGCUAGAAUCCGUUUAACUUGGUACUUCUGGUCCUGCAAUCUCUGUAGAAUAAUUAUUCCAGGGCUCAAAGAUGACCAUGCGGCGAAACAGCUUCAAUCUCCAGCAGCAGCAAGUGGGCGGCGGAGCCAAUGACCAACUGCUUUCAGCAACAUCCGACGAUGAGACUCAAAAAGAUGGCUGGGACUACGUACAUCAUGUUAUGACACAGUUGGCCCUCAAAGGGCAAUACUUCGAGACAUUGCGGCCAUCCCAUUGUCUUGUUCUAGACUACGGAACAGGUACCGGCAUUUGGGCUAUAGAGGUGGCCAACCAGAUCUACAGAGACGGAGGCAAGGUGGUGGGAUUUGGUGCGCCGAACUUGCGGCCGACCUCUAUUCCCACAAACCUUGAGUUCCUUGAAGAAGGCCGAGCUGACCUAUGGGGGAGAAAAGAUCGGUUCGACUUGAUCCAUACAAGAGUGCUCCCUGGCGACAAGAGAGACUGGCCAGGAUUUUUCAAAGAGGCAUUUGGGCAUCUCAAAUCAGGUUGCUGCUUGGAAAUAGAGGCGUUGAACUUGGAGCUUCUCUGCGACUACGAUAGACCGACUCUGAACCGAAAUUUGCUCUUGAAAAACCUCAACAGAGAAGACACAGACAACGGCAAGCAGGAUCUGGACUUUGGGAGAACAAAGGAGCUCCUAAAGGGAGCCGGGUUCGUCAACGUCAAAGAAGACAUUGUCACGCUACCCAUCAGCCCGUGGAGCGAGGACUAUCGCAACUGGUGGCUUGGCCAUCGCUUCAACAUCUGCGUAGAAUUCUUUCUCAGAACCGGACAGUAUGCACCCCCGGGCAUGGACCCCCAUCCCUCGGAUUUGAAGGAGAUCUAUGAACUUCAUAAUCGCUAUUAUUGCAGGCUUCAUUUGGACCGCAGAGAAAAUCGCGAAACGGAGAAUCUGGGAAAAUGACUGAUGUAUCGCUCGUUGUCUCGAUGCCAAAUAGGGGAUGGAUGAUAGACAUGUUCUAAGCAAAUAGAAAUACAGAUUAGUGAGACAUUUCGCUUGUGUCAAAGUACUGGCAGAUUGAAAAACAGGGGCAGGAUUUGGCAGCGCUCGGCGGCGUUGCGGGUUCUGUCAGUCGAUGGAGGUAGCAAGCCACCGAUGCUGCCAGCAGACCACCGAGGAACGACUCCUUAGCCGGUUCCCACCUUGGUUUCUAGUGGCGUUCUAUUGGCCGGGGGUCCGAACAGUCACCUCCAGUUGAUACAGGCCCACCUACAAACAAAACUAGUCGUUUUCAGAAAACUACAAGCUCUGCCUCGCCGUCUUUUCGCUGGGUUUCCAGACGCAUCCGAACAUUUAUACCC